UAUGAGUAAUAUGUUUUAUAAUUGAAUAUAUAAAUAAUAUCUUAUGAUUAGUAUCAUAUAUUAAUAAAGUCGCGCACUAUGACAAACAGCAGUGAAGUGAGGAAUAGGACGGCAAUAGCGCCUUCAUCAUGAAUAACAGUAGAAUUGAAAUAUGCGUGAACGAGGGAAAAUUAAUUGGUAUCACAGAAAGAGAUGUUUAUGACGAUUAUUACAUCGCCUUUUGAGGAAUACCAUAUGCGAAACCGCCGAUUGGAGAACUCAGAUUUAAAAGAAUCGCACCAUGUGCGCAAAUGGGUCAUCCUAUGAACGCAUUUUACAUAUUUAGGAUCCGGUACCAGCAGAACCGUGGUCCGGUAGUAGAGACGCCUCGAAGUAUGGAAACAACUCUGUUCAAAUAAAUCUAUUAACAAAUAAAAUAGUGGGCAAUGAAGAUUGUCUCUAUUUAAAUGUAUUUAUCAAGAAAAUCAAACCUGGGAAGAAACGCGCGAUAAUGGUAUGGAUACACGGCGGUAGUUUUAGUAGAGGUUCCGGUGAUGCAACCAUGCACGGACCCGAUUACAUAGUGCAGAAAGACGUAGUUUUGGUUACCUUAAAUUAUAGACUAGGUGCUCUAGGAUUUUUGAACCUCAACGAUAAAGUGGCAACGGGUAAUCAAGGUCUAAAAGAUGUAAUUUUGGCAUUACAAUGGGUUCAAAGAAAUAUAUAACAGUUUGAUGGAGAUCCAGAAAAUGUCACUAUCUUCGACGAAAGUGCUGACGGAGUCAUCGCACAUUGUUUAACUUUGUCUCCGUUAGCCAAAGGUUUAUUUCACAAAGCGAUAUUACAAAGCGGAGUUAUGAGAUGUCCUUGGGCCUAAAUUGAACAACAGUCACAUUCGAUGAACAAAGGUUUUCGGCUUGCCGAAAAACUUGGCAAAGUAACCACAAAUCCAAAAGUCGCUUACGAAUUUCUCAAAAUAAUUGAUGCAAAGAAGCUUAUAGAGACUCAAGAAAAAUUUCUCUUGACAAAAACGGAGAUUCAACAACACUGUUCCAUGGUGAAAAUGGGCCUAAGAUUUACACCUACUUCGGAUAACGAAUCAUCGAAACCAGUUUUUCCGGGAGACUUAAAGAAAUUUAUGAAUCGCGGGGUUAAGGUACCAUUACUUAUAGGUUUCACCAAUUGCGAGGGAUCUUUUAUUGUAAGCAGUAAUAUUUGCGGAUAUUUUACUAAAGAAGAAUUAAAAAAAUUCGAUUCCGAUUUUAAAAACUCCAGCAUACAUUCCAGCAUUUUAUCUAUGCUGCCAAAGAUAUCAGUUACAGUUGAGAACCUGCGAACUUUAUAUUUUGGUGAUAAAGCAAUAUCAGAGGAAACUAUGGCAAAUUACGUUGAUUUUCUUAAUGACGAGUUAAUGUAUCGUAGUGUAAUGGAAGUAAUAGAUAUUCAGACCAAGCUGAAUCAUAACAAAGCGACAUAUUUGUAUAAAUUUUCAUACGAGAGUGAAAAUUCUGUCAUGAAAAAACUAUUAGAUAUUAAAUACCCAGGUGCGUGUCAUGGCGAGGAAUUGCCGUACUUGUUUCAUUUUUCUAAGAGAAAAAAUUUAGGUAUAUCUCUACCUGCGGUUGAUUCGAAAGAUGGUAAGAUGAUACACCACUUAACACAAAUGUGGACGGAUUUUGCCAAAACAGGAAAUCCAACGUCUACUACGAAUGCAUGGUUACCGGUGACCGGUUCACAGGGACAAAACAAUUAUAUAAAUAUUGAUGUAAAUUCGCAAAUGAACGUCUUCCGUAAAGGAGAAGAAAGUUGGAAUUGGGAAGAGAAGAAACAUAAAUUGCGGCGCUAAAAUUUUAUCUACGUUAAGAUUAGAUUUCUUCGGCACUUUUCCCAGUUAACAAUAAAUAGGGGCGUAAUAACGUCACGGGAUAUAAAGGGGCAUAGUUGAUAACUUUUCAGAGAUGUUACUAUGUAAUGAAAUGUUAUGUAAUAACUACUAUUGGAUGUAUCGAUGUACUAUUGGAUGUAUGGAUAUCUUACCAUAUGCUGUUUUCAGUUUUUAUAUUAUUUUUAGUUUAAAGUUGUUAGAAAUUAUUUAAUGUAUUUGCUGUGCUUUCCGCAACUUUAGAGAUGGUUAGAAUUUCUGAGUACAUUUGCGUAAGAGGUAAGCAAUAAGAAAAUUCUAUUUUUUAUUACCGCAAGUACAUUUAUGUUAUUAAUUGACUUUUUUUGUCACAUUAAUAAAUAUUUAUAUAAAUGUA
Molecule: messenger RNA, 2237 nt
Organism: Solenopsis invicta (red fire ant)
Lineage: Eukaryota; Metazoa; Arthropoda; Insecta; Hymenoptera; Formicidae
Product: juvenile hormone esterase
Exons: 10
Coding region: 878-1825 (315 amino acids)
Source: RefSeq, a predicted model, not a curated record